CCCCUCGGCCGCCCCGGAGCCCCGCGGUCGGGGCCCGGGGGGGCAGCCAUGGACUCGCAGGGGCUGAAGGCUUUGAUUAAUUACUAUUGUCAAGAGAGAUAUUUCCAUCAUGUGGUACUUUUUGCCAGUGAAGGAAUUAAGAGGUAUAGCAAUGACCCAAUCUUCAGAUUUUAUCAUGCUUAUGGUAUAUUAAUGGAAGGCAAAACUCAAGAAGCUCUUCGAGAAUUUGAGACUACUAAAAAUAAACAGGAUGUAUCACUUUGUUCUCAUAUUGCACUAAUAUACACUCACAAAAUGAGUCCAAAUCCAGAUAAAGAAGCUAUUCUGGAGUUAGAUUCUAAAAUGAAGGAGCUCCGUAAAGGAUCUGGACAGAAAGCUUUAUACUAUGCAGGCCUGUUUCUUUGGCACAUUGGUCGGCAUGACAAGGCGAGAGACUACAUUGACAGAAUGAUCAAAAUGUCAAAUAGCAGCAAAGAGGGACUAAUUUUAAGAGGAUGGCUUGAUAUUACAAGAGGAAAAGAACCUUAUACUAAAAAAGCACUAAGAUAUUUUGAAGAGGGAUUGCAAGAUGGAUACGAUAUUUUUGCUUUGCUGGGUAAGGCGCAGUGUCUUGAGAUGCGCCAGAAUUAUUCAGGUGCUCUGGAGACUGUGAACCAGAUCAUUGUGAACUCUCCAAGCUUCCUUCCCGCUUUCAUAAAGAAAAUGAAACUACAAUUAGCAUUGCAGGAUUGGGACCUGACAGUUGAAACUGCUCAAAGGCUACUGGUCCAAGAUAAUCAAAAUGUGGAUGCAUUAAGAAUGCUGGCUCUUUACUAUUUGUGUAGGGAAGGGGAUAUAGAAAAGGCUGCCAGCAAACUGGAAAGCUUAGGAAAUGCACUGGAGUCCAUGGAACCACAGAAUGCGCAACUUUUUUAUAGAAUUACCAUAGCCUUCAGCAGAACCUGUGGACGUAGUCAACCCAUGCUUCAGAAAAUUCAGACAUUAUUAGAAAAGGCUUUUAGUUUAAGCCCUCAACAAUCAAAGUUUGCUACAGAACUUGGAUAUCAGAUGAUUUUACAAGGCAAAGUUAAAGAGGCAUCGAAGUGGUAUAAGACAGCCAUUACACUGGAUGAGACUAGCGUCCCUGCGCUGACUGGAUGUAUCCGAUGUCAAUUAAUAGAAGGAGAAUUAGAAGAUGCAGAUCAGCAGCUAGAAUUCUUGAAUGAAAUUCAGCAGUCCAUUGAAAAAUCUGCGGAGUUAACCUAUUUGCAUGCAGUUCUUGCUAUGAAGAAAAAUAAACAACAAGAAGAAGUUACGAAUUUGUUAAAUGAUGUCUUGGACACUCAUUUGUCACAUUUAGAAGAUUUACCUCUUGGCAUACAGUAUUUUGAGAAGCUAAAUCCUGAUUUCUUACUAGAAAUUAUUACAGAAUAUCUAAGUUUCUGUCCAAUGCAGCCUGCAAGCCCUGGGCAGCCUGUGUCUCCACUUCUCAGACGUUGUACCUCAAUCCUGGAAACUAUUGUAAGAACUGUUCCAGGUCUUCUGCAGGCUGUCUUCCUAAUAGCGAAAGUAAAGUACUUUUCAGGUGAUAUUGAAGCAGCUUACAGUAACCUGCAGCAUUGCCUGGAACACAGUCCCUCUUACGCAGAUGCUCAUCUCCUGAUGGCACAGGUUUAUUUGUCUCAAGAAAAGUUCAAGUUGUGUUCUCAGUCUCUUGAACUUUGUCUGAGCUAUGAUUUCAAGGUGAGAGAAUACCCUUUAUAUCAUUUGAUAAAAGCUCAAUCACAAAAGAAAAUGGGAGAAAUAGCAGAAGCAAUUAAAACUCUGCAUAUGGCAAUGAGUUUACCAGGAAUGAGAAGAACCGGUACUUCCUCAGAAUCAAAAUACAGGAAAACUGAAGUUGAUACAAGCCAUCGUUUAUCAGUUUUCCUUGAACUGGUAGAGGUUCAUCGCUUAAAUGGAGAGCAGCAUGAGGCAGCAAAAGUUUUGCAAGAUGCCAUCCAUGAGUUUUCUGGAACAUCUGAAGAAUUACGUGUUACAAUUGCCAAUGCAGACCUGGCUCUGGCUCAGGGAGAUGUUGAGCGGGCUCUAACCAUGCUUCGAAAUGUUACGGUAGAACAGCCUUAUUUUAUAGAGGUCAAAGAAAAAAUGGCAGAUAUUUAUCUGAAGCACAGAAAAGAGAAGAUGUUGUAUAUCACAUGUUACAGGGAAAUUGCUGAAAGGAUGCCCAGCUCUCGAUCUUUUCUUCUCCUUGGUGACGCAUACAUGAAUAUUCAAGAGCCUGAAGAAGCCAUAAUUGCAUAUGAGCAAGCAUUGAAUCAGAACCCAAAAGAUGGAACACUGGCAAGCAAAAUUGGUAAAGCCCUUGUCAAAACUCACAAUUACUCAAAGGCAAUUACUUACUAUGAAGCUGCUCUGAAAAGCGGACAGCAGAAUUACCUUUGCUAUGAUCUUGCUGAGCUCUUAUUAAAGUUGAAAUGGUAUGACAAAGCAGAGAAAGUUCUUCAGCAUGCUCUUACUCAUGAUCCAGUAAAUGAACUAUCAGCCCUCAUGGAAGAUGGACGUUCUCAAGUUCUUCUAGCAAAAAUUUACAGUAAAAUGGAAAGACCUGAUGAUGCAUUCACUUCACUGCAGCAGGCUCGAGAAUUACAGGCUCGGGUACUAAAACGUGUUCAGAUGGAACAGCCAGAUGCAGUUCCCGCACAGAAGCAGUUAGCUGCUGAAAUUUGUGCCGAGAUUGCAAAACAUUCUGUUGCUCAGCAUGACUAUGAAAAAGCAAUUAAAUUUUAUAGAGAGGCUCUGGUUCAUUGUGAGACGGACAAUAAGAUUAUGUUGGAAUUAGCCCGAUUGUACCUGCUGCAGGAUGACCCUGAAGCCUGCCUGAGGCACUGUGCUCUACUUCUCCAGAGUGACCAGGAUAAUGAAGCAGCCACCAUGAUGAUGGCUGAUCUCAUGUUCAGAAAACAAGACUAUGAACAAGCAGCAUUUCACUUACAACAGCUUUUAGAACGCAAACCAGAUAAUUACAUGACAUUAUCUCGUUUGAUUUAUAUUCUAAGAAGAUGUGGAAAACUUGAGGAUGUUCCACGAUUUUUCUUAAUGGCUGAGAAACACAACUCCAGAGCGAAAUUGGAGCCAGGAUAUCAAUACUGUAAAGGAUUGUAUCUUUGGUAUACAGGAGAACCAAAUGAUGCCCUUCGCAAUUUUAAUAAAGCUCGUAAAGAUAGUGACUGGGGCCAAAAUGCCCUUUAUAAUAUGGUAGAAAUCUGCUUGAAUCCAGAUAACGAAACUAUUGGAGGUGAAGUAUUUGAGAACUUGGAUGAAAAUUUGGGUAAUUCAACUGAAAAGCAAGAAUGUAUGCAGUUAGCAGUGAGAACAGCAGAAAAACUCCUUAAAGAACUAAAACCUCAAACAAUUCAGGGGCAUGUACAACUUCACAUAAUGGAAAAUUACUGCCUGAUGGCUACCAAACAGAAAGCCAAUGUUGAACAAGCACUGAAUGCCUUCACUGAAAUAGCAACAUCUGAGAAGGAUCAUAUCCCAGCACUCCUGGGGAUGGCAACAGCUUACAUGAUCUUGAAACAGACACCAAAAGCCAGGAACCAGCUGAAACGGAUUGCAAAAAUGAACUGGAACCCCAUUGAUGCUGAGGAGUUUGAGAAGAGUUGGCUACUGCUUGCUGAUAUUUAUAUUCAGUCAGCGAAGUAUGACAUGGGAGAAGAAUUAUUAAAACGAUGUCUGCGUCAUAAUAAAUCCUGCUGCAAGGCUUAUGAAUAUAUGGGAUACAUCAUGGAAAAAGAGCAAGCAUAUACAGAUGCUGCAUUCAACUACGAGAUGGCAUGGAAGCACAGUAGUCAGACAAAUCCAGCAGUAGGAUACAAACUGGCAUUUAAUUACUUAAAAGCAAAAAGAUACGUGGAUGCAAUUGACAUAUGUCAUCAGGUUCUUGAAGCACAUCCAACUUAUCCAAAAAUCAGAAAGGAUAUCCUCGAUAAGGCACGCAUGUCUUUAAGACCUUGAACAUGAGAAUUUUAACUUUUGUUGAUUACCAACUUUGAGUUCUUCAGUUCAGUUCAGUUCUUCAGUUUUGAGCCAGCAUUUUGUGAUGGAAACAUUGUUUCUUCAGCAGAGGCUGCUGCUGCAUAUAAAAAAAGCCUAUGUCAAACCUGUGCUUCCUGAUGUAGAAGCUGAAUGAGAGCUGGACCAUCUGACUCUCCUGACUGAAUGUAGGUUUGGUAGCUCUGUGGUAAAGACUGUAAGCCAUUCCUACAAAGAAUAUUUUGUUAACAUCUGGAUAAUUAAGCGUUCUAUACAUUUUCUAAGCAAAGUUUAUUGCUUAUUAUAGGGAAAAUAAUAGAAUGCAUUGUUCUUAGGUUUUUUUUUUUUUGGUUAUAUUCUGUUUCAAAAAUCCAAGUAUGCCUCCUUGUAAAUUUAUGAAAAAGACAAUAUAUAUUUUAAAUAUAUAUUUUAAUAAAGAUCUUAUGACUGUA
Ochotona curzoniae (black-lipped pika) is the source of this 4469-nucleotide messenger RNA. RefSeq names its product tetratricopeptide repeat domain 21B (gene TTC21B). NCBI's taxonomy places the organism in Eukaryota, Metazoa, Chordata, Mammalia, Lagomorpha, Ochotonidae. The transcript has 29 exons. The record is from RefSeq and is a predicted model, not a curated record. Gene Ontology annotation, cellular component: intraciliary transport particle A. Gene Ontology annotation, biological process: intraciliary retrograde transport; protein localization to cilium. Gene Ontology annotation, molecular function: protein binding. The coding region runs from base 49 to 3999 and encodes 1316 amino acids.